This is a messenger RNA of Exophiala mesophila, 1705 nucleotides long. RefSeq lists its product as uncharacterized. The record is from RefSeq and is a predicted model, not a curated record. The transcript is spliced from 5 exons. The coding region runs from base 244 to 1461 and encodes 405 amino acids. Lineage: Eukaryota; Fungi; Ascomycota; Eurotiomycetes; Chaetothyriales; Herpotrichiellaceae.
CACGGAUUGCCCACUGUGCCGCCUGCCACGGCCACUGCAACUGCCAUUGCCACUUCCGUGACUGCGAUCGCACCUGCCUUCCCUCCACUCCAACUACAUCAUUCCCUCAUCCCACCAUCAACCUCAUUUGCCUCGUCACACAAUCCUCCUCAACUGUCGCACGCUCUCUUCGCACAAAGAGGCUCGUCGCCCAGGAAGUCAAAGAUUCCCUGGAGCCAGAAGAAUGCAUCUAGAGUCACCACGAUGGCAGAUAGCGCAGAGGUGACCCGGCCCCAGACCACCUCAUAUCCUACUUCUCAUCCCACCCACGCUACCACACCUGAUCCCACCCUCGAUUCAACCCCGCCAAAACAAAAUGGCCUCCAUUCUCCUCCAACCCAUCACCACCCAGCCGCUGGGGCAUCCCACUCCCAACAUAGUCACGAGGCCAACUUCAUCCGUCCUUCAGAUUUGUUGCGCCCAAAGAACCUGGCCCGGCACCCUCCCAGACCAGACCGCCCCAUCGAUAGAGACGAGAGGGCAGGCUUGAAAGCCAUAAGAGAUUUCCUUCGUGUGCGCACUUGCUAUGAUGUUCUUCCACUGAGUUUCAGAUUGAUCGAACUCGAUGUUGGAUUGACGGUCAAAGAGAGUUUGAAUAUUCUUGUCCAGUGUGGAAUUGUUUCGGCGCCGUUAUGGGAUUCGAGCACUUCCACCUAUGCUGGCCUCCUCACCGUCAACGAUUACCUCAAUGUGGUUAGGUACUACAAUCUUCAUGCCGACAAGUUGAAAGAUAUAGACAGUCUACAGCUCAGUGACCUCAGAGUCAUCGAAAGAGUUCUUAAUGUGAAACCUCCAGAGACGCUGUCUGUGUCUCCAGAAUGCAUCCUUUACGAGGCACUCCGCAAACAAUUGUCCUCUCGCGCCCGAAGAAUCCCCUUGAUUUCGUAUGAUAGCGAUACACAACGAUCGAUGAUCACCAGUGUUAUCACACAAUAUCGCAUUCUCAAGUUCAUCUCCAUGAACGUCAAGGAAACAGAAAUGUUGAGAAAGUCUCUCGAUACCAUCAAACUCGGCACGUACGGUAAUAUCGUGCGUUGUAGCAUGGAUACAACGGUUCUCGAUGUGGUUGACGAAAUGGUCACCAAGAAUAUAUCAAGUGUCCCGGUUGUUACCACCGAAGGCAUCUUGUUGAACGUUUUCGAAGCGGUAGAUGUGAUCAACCUUCUCAAAACUGGCGAUUAUGGUAAUCUCACUUGGACUGUGGGCAAGGCCCUGGCCGAGAGAUCACCAAAUCAUCCUGGAAUCUAUUGUUGCUCACUAGAGGAUGGAUUGGAUACAUUAUUUGAAACUAUCCGAAAAUCUCGAGUGCACAGAUUAAUGAUCGUCGACGAGAACAACUACCUAAAAGGCGUCCUGUCACUGAGUGACAUUUUGCACUAUCUCCUGGUCGAGGGUCAGGAAGAAGGAAACCAUGCGCAAUAGAGAGUCAUUAAGAGGAAGGCAAUUGCAUAGCCUGGCGUUUCGGGGUUCGGUGCCAUGACAAGAAUCAGCUGGGUGGUUAUCUGCUGUGCAUCUUGCAACUGGUCCUGCCUUGGGAGGCUCUCUAAUGCAGUAUGUAGCCAAACAGGGAGCAAAGGACGCUCGAGAGCAAGGUUCAAUAAUAGAAAUGUUUUCCGAGUCAAGGCCGCUGUGAUUCGCUAUUGAACUUAAAUGUGAUGAUGUUUUC